Molecule: messenger RNA, 7377 nt
Organism: Scatophagus argus
Lineage: Eukaryota; Metazoa; Chordata; Actinopteri; Scatophagidae
Gene: spag9b
Product: sperm associated antigen 9b
Exons: 28
Coding region: 951-4652 (1233 amino acids)
Biological process (GO): vesicle-mediated transport
Cellular component (GO): cytoplasm
Molecular function (GO): JUN kinase binding; MAP kinase scaffold activity; signaling receptor complex adaptor activity
Source: RefSeq, a predicted model, not a curated record
CCUUAAUGCUAAGGGAAAAUUUGAGAGCUCUCAGCAAAUUUCUUUUUUUUCUCCCCGUGUAACACUUCCCUUUUUUUCUGUGCGCGAGUUUCAUAUGUGUGUGUAAUGACGUUUGUGGACUGAAUUGGCAGCAGUGUGACUUGGGUCGCAAAGGUGGGCUUGAUCAUGUCAGCGGAACACACACACACAAGAACACUUCAGUGAGUGCAAACACACUGUCAUGAUCAUUUUCUGUUUAUUGUUUUUAUUUCAUUACUCAUUUAAUGUUAUGUUGACUUGGGCUACUGUGAGGCCUACACUGACACAAUUAUGGGACAAGAACCGAAAUGGUUAGCUGAUUGGAAGAAAAAUAACUGGCAGUCAGUUAAUUCUAAGUAAAAUAUGCAACAACAAACAUUUCAGCUUCUUUCUUUCUGUGGAUAUUGAUGAGAAGGUGAGUUCUUUCGAAAGGACAAAUUCAGGCUUUUCAUGUGGGACUUUCCUUCAGGAUCACUUUCUUUUCACCCUACACGUCUCUGAGUCUCACCUGGGUUAUUUCGGCUCCACUGUUUAGCGUCUAGUUCCUCUUAUUAGCCCUCAUUUGAUAACCACAGUGAAUCACACUCUGUGCAGCUGCAGUCUGAACUGUUGCGCUUGAUGAAUUACGUAAGUGUUGAAGUUGUCUAAGCCAUGAAUACCUGAGAAGGAGACCGUAUCUGACUUAAAACCGGUGCUGUGAAGAGCGAAUCACUCAGUUCGCUUCCGCUUUUUAUGCAGGAGGCAUUUUAGUGCCGCCGUCCUCCUUCUGUGAGAAGGCACCUUUCUUGGCCAGCAUCUGAAAACACACACCAAGCCUGUUGUCUGUCAAACCUGUUUGGACUACAAACUAAUAGGACCUUAGGACCAACACAGAAAUACGGAUGACCGUUGUUGCUGACUGGAUAUGACUGAGGCUGAUGGCUGCUCUGUAGAUGGUCAGCAGAUUUGAAGAGAGAGAAGCAGAGCUCAAGAAGGAGUACAAUGCUCUUCAUCAGAGGCACACAGAGAUGAUCCACAACUACAUGGAGCACCUGGAGCGAACCAAACACCAGCACGCGCUGGCCGCAGCAGAGCCGUCAGAUGCAGGCACAGGCACGCCAGUCAGAACACGGAAGGAACGUCCCAUCUCCAUGGGCAUAUUCCAACUUCCUGCUGGGACUGAUGGUAUGACCCCUGACCUCCAGAGGGAACCUGUGGACACCCCCUCUGAGCCAUGGAGAUUCAACAACCUCAGCCAUCCGCGGUCCAACACCAGCCUCAAGGAUGAAUUGUCCGCAGCCCGUGGGGGUUCCAGGUCCAGUUCUCCAGCCACCCAGGGAGGUGUCUCCAAAAGUGGAACUCCUGUGUCUUUACAAGGUGGAGGAUCCAAAUCCAACACCUCCAUGUCCUCUCAGGUUGAUACCUCUAAAUCAAACAGUGCUAACUCUCAGUCCACCACACCACUAUCUCCUAAUGAUGGACUGUCCACUGGAGUGAGCCCUGUGUCCACUGGGUCUGCCUCUGCAACACGCCUAUCUACUGCCUCUUCUGAUGUCACCAUGGGGUCUGUGGACACGCCCUUGCAGGAACAGGAAGUUUCAGACGGGAUCACCAAGAACCUGGACAGGACCGGCGGGAAACCAGAGAGCAGCAAGAACAUUGCUGUUGUACAAGAUGGACAGCAGACUCAGCUUGGACAGGAUGCCUCUACGCCCCUCAAAGAUGAUGAUGGAACAGGCAACCUGGUGAAGUCUGAAGUGCAGGCCAUUAUAGAGUCCACUCCUGAGCUGGACAUGGACCUUGAUGGCUGCAGAGGAACAAGCACGCCAGCUAAAGGUGGCAUAGAGAAUCUGGCAUUUGACCGGAACACCGACUCUCUAUUUGAGGAGCUGUCAUCCGCGGCAAACGACCUGAUAGGAGACGUGGACGAAGGAGCCGACCUGCUGGGUAUGGGUCGGGAGGUGGAACAUCUCAUCCAGGAGAACACCCAGCUGCUGGAGACCAAAAAUGCUUUGAAUGUGGUGAAAAAUGACCUGAUAGCACGCAUAGAUGAGCUGUCCUGUGAGAAGGAGGGCCUGCAAGGAGAGCUGGAUGCUGUCGCUCAGGCCAAGACCAAACUGGAGGAGAAGAACAAAGAACUAGAAGAGGAACUAAAGAAGAUUCGAACAGAGCUUGAGGAAGCUAAACAGAAGAUCAAGAAUGACAACGACGAUGAUAGCGACGUGCCCACAGCACAGAGGAAGCGCUUCACCAGGGUGGAGAUGGCCAGAGUCCUGAUGGAGAGGAACCAGUAUAAGGAGAGGCUGAUGGAGCUGCAGGAGGCAAUCAGAUGGACAGAGAUGAUCCGGGCAUCAAAGGAGAACCCAGCUCUUCCAGAGAAGAAGAAAUCCAGCCUCUGGCAGUUGAGUUUCAGCCGUUUGUUCAGCUCGUCGGGCGGGGCGGCCAAGAAGCCGCCGGUGGAGGCCCCAGUGAACGUCAAGUACAAUGCGCCCACCUCUCAGAUUCAGCCGUCCGUCAAGAAGAGGAGCAGCACCCUGCAGCAGCUGCCCAGUGACAAGAGCAAAGCCUUCGAUUUCCUCAAUGAGGAAGUUCCAGCUGAAGGUAUGGUGUCCCGGCGAGAGCAGAAGAGGGCUCAGUACCAGCAGGUCAAAGCCCACGUCCAGAAGGAGGACGGCAGAGUGCAGGCAUACGGCUGGAGUCUGCCUAAGAAAUACAAAGCCAACGGUGGUCAGGCAGAGAGUAAAAUGAAGAAUCUACCUGUUCCUGUCUUCCUCAGACCUCUGGAUGAGAAAGAUGCUUCUAUGAAGCUGUGGUGUGCUGCUGGCGUGAACCUCUCUGGAGGGAAAACCAGAGACGGAGGUUCCAUCGUAGGAGCCAGCGUGUUUUACAGUGAUGUGCCUGGACCAGAGAGCCCUAAAAAGAAAAUAGGAUCUCAGAGCAGCCUGGAUAAACUGGAUCAAGAAAUCAAGGACCAGCAGAAAGAGUUGCGGCAGCAGGAAGAGUUGUCAUCGCUGGUUUGGAUCUGCACCAGCACGAAAUCCACCACUAAAGCUGUCGUCAUCGACGCCAACCAGCCUGGAAACAUCCUGGAGAGCUUCUUCGUGUGCAACUCCCACGUCCUCUGCAUCGCCAGUGUACCAGGUGCGAGAGAGACGGACUAUCCAGCUGGUGAGGAUGUAGCUCCGAACCCUGAGACCGGACCAGCAGGAGAUGGCGGCUCGCAGUCAGCGAGCAGCGGCUCAGCGGGUGGCGACAGCAUGCUGGGAGGCAUCACUGUUGUCGGCUGUGAAGCCGAGGGGGUGGCAGCUGUUCCUCAGACAGCAGUCAGUCCGGGAAAAGAUGGAGAAACCGAAUCCAGAGCAGCAGAGGAAGCCACAGAGGCGACAGAGGCCAGCGUGGGAGUCACCGACCAAAGAGAAGGCCUGAGGGCAGCCUACACUGAGCACGUCUUCACUGAUCCGCUGGGAGCUCAGCAGACAGCGGAGGCUCUGGCCGACUACUCUCAGAGGGAGAGUGACCUGCUGAAAGAUGGAGUGAGCAGCUCAAAGCCCGGCGCAGAGGAGCAGGACCUGAUGAGAGAAGAAGCUCAGAAAAUGAGCAGUGUUCUGCCCACUAUGUGGCUGGGGGCACAGAACGGAUGUGUGUACGUCCACUCCUCUGUGGCCCAGUGGAAAAAGUGUCUCCAUUCCAUCAAGCUGAAGGACUCUGUGCUGGGCAUAGUGCAUGUGAAAGGGCGUGUGCUGGUGGGCCUCUCUGAUGGCACUUUAGCCAUUUUCCACAGAGCAGUGGAUGGACAGUGGGACCUGACCAACUACCAUCUGUUAGAGCUGGGGAAACCACCCAACUCCAUCCGCUGUAUGACCGUAGUGCAUGACAAGGUGUGGUGUGGCUACAGAAACAAGAUCUACGUGGUGCAGCCCAAAGCCAUGAAGAUUGAGAAGUCAUUUGACGCACACCCUCGUAAGGAUAGCCAGGUACGUCAGCUGGCCUGGCAUGGCGACGGUAUCUGGGUGUCCAUCAGGCUGGACUCCACCCUCAGGCUGUUCCACGCUCAUACCCUCCAGCACCUUCAGGAUGUUGACAUCGAGCCCUACGUCAGCAAGAUGCUAGGCACGGGUAAACUAGGCUUCUCAUUUGUGAGGAUCACGGCUCUCAUGGUGUCAUGUAAUCGUUUGUGGAUCGGCACUGGAAAUGGAGUCGUCAUCUCCAUCCCCCUGACAGAGACGGCCAGCAAGCAAACCAAGGCACCAGGUAACCAACCAGGAAGUGUAGUUCGUGUCUACGGCGACGACAGCGGCGACAAAGUGACGGCUGGGACAUUUGUUCCCUACUGCUCCAUGGCUCUCGCUCAGCUCUCUUUCCAUGGCCACAGAGAUGCUGUUAAGUUCUUCACAGCUGUGCCAGGUCAUGCAGUCCCAUCUGCAUCCUGUGGAGGAGAGACAGCAGGUGACAAGGCGACAGAUGCCGCCGCUCAGGAAGGAACCAAGUCUGUAUUGGUGAUGAGCGGAGGAGAGGGAUACAUCGACUUUAGGAUGGGAGAUGAGGACGGCGAGGCGGAGGAGGGCGAGGACGCUCCCAUGAAACUGCAGCCCUUCCUGGCUAAAGCUGAGCGCAGCCACCUCAUUGUCUGGCAGCUCCUGGCCAACGAGGACUAAGCUCUGACCUCAGGACGCCUGAGGCCUGAUUUGCCUUCUCUCUCCACCCCUGCUGCCACAGAGGAGUUCAGGUGGACGCCCCCCCCUCCUCUACAGGCGCAAGAUUAAUCAGCACUUUUUUCUUCCUCAAAGCUGAACAAUAAGAGUAAAACAAGCAAAAACUGCUCUGAGAGCUUACUCUGUGGUAAACUGGACUAGAGCAGUGCAAACAGAUUCACAUAAACUGCAUGUUAUUGUUUUAUUAUUAGUCGUUUUCUCUUAUUUGUUCUUUUUUCUACAUUUUUUUUUAUUUAACAGAUUUGAAUUUCAAUCUGUUGUAAUGCCUUUUUUUCCUUUAAUAUUAUUUGAGCUAAAGCUGUUGUUGGAUACAGAACCUUUUUGUAAUAUUUGUGCAGCAAAUACAAUGUUGUUCCUCCUGACAUUUUAAGGUUCCCUUCACUCAGUUCAGUCAUUUACGUGCCCAUGCUGGACUCCGCUCAAUGCUAAAUCACUUGGUCCAAACAGAAAAUAAUCGCAUGUGACCGUUGUCCUUCAGUAAUCUAACACUGGGGCAAUCGUGUGGGAUCCUAUAUCAUGUUUUUCAUCCUUUGAGAACUCAGCUUUUGAUUGUAUGCAGAUUGAAUUAAUUGAUUGCAGUUUUCUCUUAAGUCAGGAUUUUUUUUAGGGGAAUGCAAUUCAUCAGAUUCAUUCAUUAGUAUCUGUAUUAGUAGAGGAUGUGCCUGUUAUUUAUCUUAAUAUUCAAAGUAAGUAAUAGAGGUAGCCCCACUUUAUGGCUCUCAUGUGUGUGUUACCAUUACAUCCCAAUCACAGAACUAAGCAUUCAGUUUUUUUGAAAAAUGAAUACCUGACAUUUAUGUUCAGAAUUCUUCAAAAUAUUGAUUUUGUUAUAUAACACAUGGCACUGUUUUGGAUGUACGAGUGACUGUGUCUCUCACUUGGUCCAUCACUUUGGGCCAGCCUUGAAAUAUCUGAGCAACGACAAAAGAAAGUUCAUGUCUGACUGUCAUGAAUUAAUAUCAUUGGUGAGCCUCAUCCUUUGCCUCUAGCGCCUAACAUUCACAAAAAAUAUUAACAUGAUAGCAUUUUCAUUGUGAACAUGUUGGCAUGCUAGCAUUAGCAUUUAGCCCACAGCCCCUGUAUACCUCAGUGCAGCCCCGUCACCAGGUAAUUGUCUUCAGAAAAUCAGAUGCCUGCCUCUGUGACUUGAAUGUAAUGAUAAUUCUUUAGCGACACACGCUGGAGCCUAACUAACUCGCUGACAAAGAUUCUGUUGGCAAAACCUUCAGAAAAACGUCUGCCACUACAAACUAAAUCUUUUCUCUUGAGUUAGUUUUUGUUACAGUGAUGAGAUAUCGACGGAUUGCAUUGUUAUUAUUAAUACAGGAGGUUUCUGUCAGUCCUCUGCUCUACCCUCCAGCUUGUAGACACUUUAAAAAAAUAUGCCUUAGCAUAAAGGGUUAAACUUGCAGGCUUUUCAAGUGUGACAAAGUAUUUAUUUUUCCUUGAAAGAAUGUAAUGUUUGCUACCAAAGGAUAAAGAAUUUAAAAUGGAUAGUUUGCCACAUGCUGAAACAAAACUAGUGUCUCAUCUAAUAUGGCACCUUUGAGCAGAAUAUUUGUCUGACUCCAUGUAGAUAACACAGCAAAUUUUUGUAACAGAAAUCCUGUUGUGUAGAUAAGAUUAUUUUUGGACUUUCAUAUUAGGAAAUUGAAAUAUUUUCAGGGUGUGAGAGAUGAGAGUGUGCCGGACAGGUUACUAUGGGAAGAUAAAACAGGCAGCCACACUGAGGAUUACAUUAACAUUGACAUUUUUGGUUUUUCUGCACUGCUCUGCCCCCUUUGUGCAAGAUGAUGUUUCUUUGUCAAUAAUAUCCCUUCCUAAUGGCAAUCUGAUUUAUUUCACAAAAUGUUUUAUGUCAGUUUUUAUGAACUUUUUAAAAAAAUAUAUCUUUCUUUUUAGACUGUACUCUCUGAGUACAGUGCACAAGAUGUUCAUUUGGGUGUACUACGAGACUGUAUUCUGGCCUCUGUGUACCAGUACACUGCACUGGUGUUUUCUUUGUAUUGAACAGUAUCAGAGGAGGCCUGUCCUCAUUAUGAGAUGGAGAGUGUGUGUGUGUGUGUGUGUGUUUGUUUGUAUGUGUGUGUGUGUAUGUGUGUGUGUGUGUGUGUGUGUAUGCUCUCCAGGAUAGGAGAGAAAUGUUAGCCAUUGCAGUAUUUAUUUACAAUGAUUGAGCCUUUGCAAUUCAGAAUGUAUCUUUGUACAUUGAAUAUGAAUUAUAUAUGCUUAUAUAUGUAUGAAACAGGAAAAUGGCUUGGGUUUAUUGUUUUGAUAACAAUGAAAUGAUAUGAAUUUGUUUUGUAGGGGUUAACCUUACUCAGCUAUGCACUGUGUCUGACUGAGAGGGGUUUGCUUUGGACGUUUUCUUCUCUUCUAGUUAAACCCUGCAGCCUGUCCACAGAUACUGACACAAUCACAUUUCAGCUCUAAUGCAGGAAAAAGUCAAUCUGAAGUCCAAGAGCAGGGAGCUUCAUCCCACCACAGCGAGAUGCAGAGGCUCAUCCUCCUCCACAGCUCUGCAUCACCCCUCUCAUCUGCAUACACUUGUCAUUAACAGGGACUGUCUCUCUUUCCAGUUGGCAGUACACACACACACACACACACACCAUCUACAGCAUCUCUAGCCUUACUUGUUUUUAAUGGUCAAUUAAAGCAAAUUUUGUGG